AUGUCUGCCACACUGACCAAAACGCUCUUCCCUGGUGUGGCCGUGGUGACUGGUGCUGGCGGAACUGGAAUCGGUGCUGCCGUGGCAAAGGCUUUUGCGGCCGCAGGAUGCGAACGCAUAGCUAUCACAGAUUUGAAUGAAACCACUCUGGAGCAGACCAAAAACGCAGUUGCCGCCGCUCAUCCUCACACCCAGCUACUAGUUCACUCUGGGAACGUGGCAGAUGAUCAAUUCGCUGAUUUAUUUAUGAAUAAAGUAGUCCAAUACUUUGGUCGCGUCGACUAUGCUGUGAAUUGCGCCGGUGUACUCGGGCAGCCUCUACGGUCAGUGGAAACUAGUCUCGAGGAGUUUGACCGGUUGAACAGCAUCAAUUAUCGAGGAUGUUGGCUCUCAUCCCGAGCACAGCUGAGACAGAUGGUCAAACAAGAUGCACUGUCUAGUCAUGAUCCUAGUCGGCCUCCCCAGCGAGGUGCUAUAGUAAAUGUUGCCAGUCAGCUAGGGCUUGUCGGCCGACCGAAUGCGCCCGCAUAUUGUGCUUCAAAAUCAGCAGUGAUUGGCAUGACCCGAGCGGACGCCAUUGACUACUCCAAAGAUGACAUCAGGGUAAACUGCGUAUGCCCUGGUGUCAUCGAGACCCCAAUGAUCAUGGAGAAGGCGGAACUUCGAGAAGCUAUCACGCCUGCGGCGGAGACAACUCCAAUGAAGAGGAUGGGGAAGCCGGCGGAGAUUGCUGAUGCAGUCUUGUUUCUUUGUUCAACUCAAGCGUCAUUCGUCCAAGGCCAUGCGAUGGUUGUUGAUGGUGGGUAUAUCACGGUAUAA
Penicillium subrubescens is the source of this 819-nucleotide messenger RNA. Its product is annotated as SDR family NAD(P)-dependent oxidoreductase. The record is from RefSeq and is a predicted model, not a curated record. Lineage: Eukaryota; Fungi; Ascomycota; Eurotiomycetes; Eurotiales; Aspergillaceae. The coding region runs from base 1 to 819 and encodes 272 amino acids. The transcript has 3 exons.